GGUGCUCGUCAUGGAGGACCUGUCCGUGUACGGCUUCCGCAACAAGGAACGCCAGGGGCAGCUGGACAUCGUGCACUGCAAGCGAGCGCUGGAGCUGCUGGCGCGGUACCACGCGCUGUCCGUGGCCCUGCACCGCGAGGACCCCUCCGCCGUGGAGGACUACAGCGAGCCCAUGUUCGUGCGCGGGAAGAACGCCCAGGACGAGGAGCACGCCCGGCUUCACAGCGAGGCGCAGCUCAAGAAGUUCGGCGACCAGGCAGAGACCUGGGAGGGGACGAAAGGCAAGGGUUACGGGGAAAAGAUGGCCAGCCUCUCCAAGGUGAUGUACCACAAGAUGUGCGACGUGGUCGCCCCCAGCGCCACGGGGAUCAACGUCUUGAACCAUGGCGACUACUGGAUCAACAACAUGAUGUUCACGUACGACGCCGACGACGUGGACUCGGCCGCCCCGCGGGACAUCCGCAUCAUCGACCUGCAGCUCGUCAGGUUCUCUUCGCCCGCCUUGGACCUGCAGUACUUCAUCACGACGAGCGUGAAGCAGGAGGUGCGCGAGGAGCAGCUGGACGUGCUGCUGCAGACCUACUGCGACUACUUCAACGAGUACGUGUCUGCGCUGGGGCUGGGCGACGUGAGCUGGACGCUGGGCGGGCUGCGAGACGAGUUCCUCUCCAAGUCCCUGUUCGGGUUCAGCGCCGUGUACACGGUGCUGUGCGCCGUGGUGGCGGACCCGGAGGACCGCCUGCAGCUCGACAACGUCACCAAGGAGAACAUGCACGAGGCCGACUUUACCUCCAAGGCCUGGGCGGGGAAGAACUUCCAGCGCAUCAUACCCGGCACGCUCGAGUUCUUUGCGAGAGACGUGCUGAGCUAAUCAGCGGGCGCAUCCUACGGCUAUUCGUCGCAAAUGGUGUGGGUCAUUCACAGUCUUUGUUGUGGGGGAAACGAAGAGCCACACACACAUGGAAAGCGCGUAAAAAUGUACAAAGAAGGUGACAUACUAGUGACGUGUAUUAAGCUCAUCAAUGAAUGUAACACGUGUCCAAUGUGUAACCUUUUUAGCGCAUUUCUACGCGCAUUGAUUCGUUGGUGCUCCCGAGGAACUCUUGGCCGAACUUGGUAAUACUGCAGGCAGUAAAACAAGAGUACAACCAAAGUUAUUUUCCACCGACACAUUACCUGGUCGCCGCCAUCAAGCAGUACCGGGACGGGGCGGACGCUGCAGUAUUGGCGCCGUACGAGAGGAUAGAGUUAGGCAAAGCCGCAUCCCUGCAGCGUCCGCUAGGUAGGGCUGUGCGAUACAACGAUAUUUUGAUAUCGAUACGAUAUUGUCCGAUAUCGAGGUUGCUCGAUACUACGAUUUAUUGCGAUAUAUCGACCAUUUUCAAACAUAUCGUUUCUCCGUAUGGUUCGAUAUUGCGAUAACUAGAUAUUAUCGAGACUCGAUGCAUCGAGUCGAUGUCAAUACGUGGUCAAUAUCGUAUGGCGAUAUCAAAAUCUGGAAAUCGCAUGGCCCUACUGCUCGGUGAACACAAAACCUUUAUGCAUGAUGUUGUGCAAAAUGCUUGCAGGACUUUGUGCAGCUAGUCGAGCACCAUGACCACUAUGCACACAUUUGUGCAUUGUUAUGUUCUGCGUGAUUAUGUACAACCUAAUCCAUGAGGUUUUUAGAGUGUAACUUACCCACCCCACCAGAAGCCCCAGGAGGGCACACUUCAAAGAGAUGCGGCCUUCUCAUGGCAUGAACCUCUUUUAUUUUACUUCUAUUCAGGCGCGGUAUAAGGACCGGCUGGACCGGCUGACAGGGGGAGCGAUGCACCGUGGGUUGCCUACAUACAGGGGUUUUGGUGGCACAAAUUGCCCACCUUUCAGGCGCCUCACUAGAGCCCCCCCCCCCUUAUAGCGCGCCUGCUUCUUUUCCAGUAUUACUACUAGUAGGUACUCCUUUGUCCUGAAACAACUACAAUCGCCGAAAGAAAUAACUGACUAAAACUUGAUUAAGCUAGUGAUGGUGAAUUGUGCUCAAAGAAGGGAGAGGCUUUAAAUCCGAUUGUAGAGUGUUGUGAAUGUGAAAAUACGAGGUGACUGUUAUACUGUGCCGCGAACAUUUGUUGAGGUUUGCCCAUUCACUCGCACAAUUAAAACCUUUGAGAAGAAUUUGGCAGGUUUGAAAUUGUGAAAAUAAACCUUUAUUCCACAAUACAACCAUUUGGUUUGUUUUGUAAACUGUAUUUAGUGUAUGCUUGGCGAAGCAUUUAAACUGUUUGUAAUUUCAAGCAAAAGUUCAGAAUAACGGCUUCGCUAGGGCCAUAAGACGGAAACGAUAGCAAAUCUGCAUGCAAAUCUGUUAAUGUUGUACAAAGAUUGUUGUUUUGUCUGCAAAUCUUUGAGAAUGUAUAAAGAUAGUAUGUCUUUCUAUGUGAUAGUAGAUCCUUAGUUACUUUAAGUAAAUUCAAUAUUUAAAAACAAACAACAUUAUAAUUUUAGUUAUUUUUUGAGAUUAUUAAGAGAAUAAACGUUACCUGAAACUUU
This is a messenger RNA of Frankliniella occidentalis (western flower thrips), 2529 nucleotides long. RefSeq lists its product as uncharacterized. NCBI's taxonomy places the organism in Eukaryota, Metazoa, Arthropoda, Insecta, Thysanoptera, Thripidae. Bases 11 to 871 code for a protein of 286 amino acids. The transcript is spliced from 4 exons. The record is from RefSeq and is a predicted model, not a curated record.